UCUGGCAGUUCUCAUGCUCCUUUGUAAAACAGGAACAUCAGGGAGUGGAAAUUCCAGCUUGAUUCUUAGCAUUACUAAACUCCCUCCCACACACCCAUACCCAUCAGCCUGGGGUUGUGCUCCAUGUGACACCCCGAACCCUAAAAUUACCAUCGUCAUAGUAACCUAAAACAAACACCGCAGAGCUAUAAAAACUGCCCCGGAGCUGGCGGAGCAGCUGCCCUUGUGCGAAGACUGUAGCGAAGAUGAAGGCUUUUCUUUUCACCCUGCUGGCUGCCGUCCUGUGCGUGGAGCAAGCGGCCUCCUUCUGGUGCUACACCUGUAACGACGAGCCCUCCAACUGGAAUUGUGUGAAAGGGACUAAGUGUGCCGACACUGACAAAUACUGCCUCACAAUAUAUGCGUCUGGAGGGAUUGGCGAUAAAAAGGGGCACCGCAUCACCAAGAAAUGCUCUCCGGUGUGUCCCCAAACAAACCUGAACCUCGGCGUAGCCGCCAUUUCUACCUCCUGCUGUGAGCAUUCCUUCUGCAACCUCAGUGGGGCCAGCAGUGUGAAAACCAGCUACCUGGUGAUGGCCACCGGGAUCUUGGCCAGUCUCAUCCACGUCCUCAGAACGGGACUGUGAUGGGGCCAGGAAAAGAGGACUUGCCAUCCCAAAGAACCAACUUGGGCUUUCCCAGAGAGAUACCAAAACUUCUGUGCAAAGUUGCCAUCCGGGUUAACACCGCUCUGUUUCUUCUGUGUCACCUCAGAUCCCCUCAGCAAGGAGUUUCUCUGUAAUUUUCUACGCUGUUGUUCUUUCUCUGAGGGACAGGAGCUGUACCCUGGGGAUAAGAGCACUGCCCUCCCUCACCAGGGGGUUGUGAGGAUAAAUGCAUUAAAGACAUUACGCUGAUGGAGGCUAGAUACGCACCUAAGAUUUUAUCUAUCAAUAUAUAGUUAAUAGCUCCGCCUCCACCUUUGUUUUAGCAGAGCCAGAGUCGCCUCCCACCUGCUUGGUGUCGGUGACCUGGGAUGCUCAGCAGAAUGGUGCUGCCUGGAUGGAUGUGCCGGCUCAGGGGAAAGUCACCAUAUACCACAAAGUACUAACACAUGUUCCACCCUCUGUCACAGACCCUGUGUCAUUCCCC
Chrysemys picta bellii (western painted turtle) is the source of this 1131-nucleotide messenger RNA. RefSeq names its product lymphocyte antigen 6E-like. Gene Ontology annotation, cellular component: plasma membrane. The record is from RefSeq and is a predicted model, not a curated record. Gene Ontology annotation, molecular function: acetylcholine receptor inhibitor activity. Lineage: Eukaryota; Metazoa; Chordata; Testudines; Emydidae.